This is a messenger RNA of Hyla sarda, 1239 nucleotides long. Its product is annotated as aflatoxin B1 aldehyde reductase member 2-like. Bases 98 to 1093 code for a protein of 331 amino acids. The record is from RefSeq and is a predicted model, not a curated record. The transcript has 7 exons. NCBI's taxonomy places the organism in Eukaryota, Metazoa, Chordata, Amphibia, Anura, Hylidae.
GGCCUGUUGCCAUGAUAAAUUAAUGUGUGGCAGGCGGUGAGGCAGCGGCUGCUCUCAGUCAGUGUUCUCCACUCCGUCCAUACUCUUUCUCCUCACUAUGUCGACUUCAGGUCUCCCCCGCACCAUAUUGGGUGCCAUGGAGUUUGGGCACCGCAUGGAUGCCGUCUCCAGCCAGCAGGUGGUGCAGGAGUUCCUGCGGCGUGGACACCACGAGCUGGACACUGCGCACAUCUACGGCGUUGGGAAAAGCGAGGAGAUCCUGGGGGACAUGGGGCUUGGCGCUGGAGUGAAGAUAGCGACUAAAGCCAACCCGCUGGAGGGGAAGAAGAACCUGAAACCGGAGAGCGUCCGCCAGCAGCUAGAAGAAUCCCUAAAGCGGCUGAAGACCACCAGUGUCCCCCUGUUCUACCUGCACCUCCCCGACCACCAGACCCCCCUGGAGGAGACACUGGCGGCCUGCCAGGAGCUGUACCUGGAGGGAAAGUUUAAGGAGCUGGGUCUGUCCAACUACGCGUCCUGGGAGGUGAUGGAGAUUUACUGCAUCUGUAAGGAGAGGAACUGGGUGCUGCCGACUGUCUACCAGGGUAUCUACAAUGCCACAUCAAGAGCAGUAGAGACAGAGCUGCUCCCCUGUCUGCACCAACUUGGGAUCCGCUUCUAUGCCUACAGUCCGCUGUCAGGCGGAUUGCUAACCGGGAGAUACAAGUACGAGGACAAGGAUAAGGAGCAGCCGACCUCCAGGUUUUUUGGCACAAACUGGUCUGGUUUUUACAUGAACAGAUACUGGAAGAAGCAUUACUUCCAAGGCAUUGACCUGGUGCAGAAGGCGCUGGAGGAGGCGUACGGCAAAGACCGACCCAGCCUGGCUGCCGCUUCUCUCCGCUGGAUGUACCACCAUUCCAAACUACAGGGGAGCGACGCUGUGAUCCUGGGGGUGUCUAGUUUCGAGCAGCUGGUGCGGAACCUGGAUGGGGCGGAGGGGGGUCCCCUGCUUCCCCCCGUGGUCAGCGCCUUUGAUGAAGCCUGGAACCUGGUCGCCCACGAUUGUCCGAACUAUUUCACUGAUUCUGCUACUUUACGCAAAUCGAUGUAAACUUUUCAACUGUUGGUGUGAAUGAGGCUUUACACGGGAUAAUCUGCCGCCAUGUGUGAUCUCGGUCUGAACGUCCCAAAGGGGUCAAUGAGAUGUCGCGCCCAUUGUCUCACAAAUGUACAAGUGUUACCAUUAAACUGAUUUUA